AUGACGGUCGAAAACGAAAACUUCCCCACCCACAACGAGUUCCGCAGCGAUACGUUCACGGUGCCCACGAAAGCCAUGAACGACGCGGUGGUGCAAGGGCUUGUUUCCGGCUCGCUCACAGUGGGCGACUCGGUCUACAAAGAAGACCAGGAAACGUUGCGGCUCGAGCAGAAGUUGUGCGACCUCACCGGCAAAGAGGCGGCGCUCUUUUGCGUUUCGGGCACCAUGUCCAACCAGAUUGCGUUGCGUGCCAACUUGGUGCAGCCUCCGUACUCCAUUCUCUGCGACUACAGGGCGCACGUUUUCUUGCACGAGGCGGGCGGCUUGGCCACCUUGUCGCAGGCUAUGGUGCACCCGGUUGUGCCGGCCAACGGCAACUACUUGACUCUUGACGACAUUAUCGAGAACUUCACGCCCGACGACGGCGACAUCCACGCCGCCCCGACCCGCGUCAUCAGCUUGGAGAACACUUUGCAUGGCAUGGUGAUGCCGCUUGACGAAAUCCGCCGCAUCAGCGAGUUUGCUCGCGCGCACCACAUCCGCCUCCACUUGGACGGCGCGCGCCUUUUGAACGCGGCAGUGGCGCUGGGCGAGUCGUUGCGCGCCUACUGCGAGUGCUUCGACCUGGUGUCCAUCUGCUUGUCCAAGUCGUUGGGCGCGCCCAUUGGCUCGGUGCUUGUGGGCGACCAGCGCUUCAUCGAUAAGGCGAACCACUUCAAGAAACAGUGCGGCGGCGGUAUACGGCAGAAUGGUAUCAAUGCCCUUAUGGCGUCCGUGGCGCUCGACUUGAACAUGGCGCGCAUAGCUGAGGGCCAUUUUUGGGCGCGCAGCGUGGCAGACUUCUGCCUUGAGCAUGACAUUGCAUUGGAGUCGCCCGUCGACACCAACUUUGUGUUUGUGGACUUGAAGAAAAACAAAAUGGACGAUGCCUUAUUGGCCCAGUUGGGCGAGAAACACAAUGUGAAAGUGAUGGGCGGCCGUCUUGCGUUCCACUUCCAGCUCAGCGCGCAGUCGGUCGAGAACUUGAAGCGCGCCCUUUUGGAGUGCAAGCAAGAGGCGCUCCGCAACCCGUUCGAGGGCAGACGCUGCAACAAGCAGAUGUACAAUGUGGAGGUGAUCAAAAAGCUUCAGGACAGGCAGGAAUAA
Molecule: messenger RNA, 1146 nt
Organism: Clavispora lusitaniae ATCC 42720
Lineage: Eukaryota; Fungi; Ascomycota; Pichiomycetes; Serinales; Metschnikowiaceae
Product: Gly1p
Biological process (GO): glycine biosynthetic process; L-threonine catabolic process
Cellular component (GO): cytosol
Molecular function (GO): L-allo-threonine aldolase activity
Source: RefSeq, a predicted model, not a curated record